AUGGUCGACGAAGAAACUCUGAAAGCACGACAAGUGCAGCUACAAAGGUCUCCGCCGCUGCCCGUCGAGAGCACCACGGCCACGCUGACCGCCGCGCCGGAAGCACCGGCCGCGGUGACCGCGCGCGCGGCGCGCCGCGGUGCGCGGGCGCGGUGCUGCGCAAGGGGCCACAUGAUAGCUCGGAAGGGAGAGGCCUUUGGGCUCUUCCAGGAUAAGAAGAUUUGUCACGCCUGCUGCACGACCUUUGGACCCGAGACCAGCUACUACCGUUGCAUGCAAAACUGCAAGUACAACGUCUGUCACCACUGCUUCCAGGAGGCGCGACACAGUGAAGCGCAGCAGAUGCUUGAGGGCCAGAGUGAGCCAAGCUGCCAGGAAAGCCAUAGUGAUGUGGAAAGCGUGCUGGAAUUUGAGGUCCAUGGAGGUCUCCGCUCGGAGCUGUGGCCCUUCGCGGAGUCGCGGUCACGUCCCUUUGCGGCGCAGCUGGAAGAGCUGGCCGAGGUCUUUGAGGUGCCCCACGGAGUGCUGCUCCAUAGCCAGGGCUCGGAGGUGGAAGUGAUCCAGUCCAUCUUGCAACUCCAGGCCCUACCCCGCACCGCUUCGCUGGCACUGGAAGCACCCCAGCAGCUGCUUCAGCAGCUGCUGGGGCAGAUGAGCAGCAGCCCUGACGCGCUCAGGCACAUUGGAAGGAUGUGUGCCACCGAGGCGCUGGCGGCGGAAGCCUUUCGCCAGGGCGCCUUGCCCGCGCUCGUGGCGCAGCUCUGCUGUAGCACGGAGCGUGCAACGUCCACCGCGAGCGCAACCGGACUUUGUGCCCUUUUGAGGCCUACGCGCAAAGAGGAGGCCAAGGAGCAACUGGAGCAGCUUUGGAGUGAGCAUGGCGAUGCCUUGCUGCGACGCUUGACGCGGCCAGGCGUCGGCAAGGCCGAGACGGCCCUGCUGCUGUGGCUCGUGGAGGAGCUCGAGCUCGCUUCGGAGACCUUCAGGGCUUUGCAGGAAGGGGACAGCGGCAGCCCCAGUGCAGCGGAAGAGGGGGAGCGAGAGGGCCCUUCCUCCGGUUUGCAGGAGCAGGAGAUGGGGAGAGAUGUGCUUGAGCUUCUUCGAGAGAGCUGUGCCGUUCCGUGCAGCGAAGCUCAGCAGUUGCAACGUGGGAAGCAGCUCAAGGAGGCGAAGCUCUUCGCGGAGCGACUGCAGCGCACGGUGCGGCGGCAACACCGGGCGUUGAAAGCCAUGGUGCCCCUGGUGAAGCUGCAAGAUGUGGAGCUGGAGAGAAGGGAUGGGGCGGGGGUGGAGGUCAAGGAGCAAGUCAGCAGGAUGUGGGAUGGAUGUGGGGACCGGACGGUGUUGAUGGUGGAUGAUUUGAGUGGUGCUUUGAUUUGGUGUGAGGUCGGGAUUGCGAUGAAUGUUCAGAAACAGGUGGGGAAUUUUCAAGAAGGUUGGACAUUGGGUCGAUUGCAUUCCGAGAGCUGA
Molecule: messenger RNA, 1470 nt
Organism: Durusdinium trenchii
Lineage: Eukaryota; Dinophyceae; Suessiales; Symbiodiniaceae
Source: the annotation of a GenBank genome assembly